AUGUCCUACACGUCGUCUGCCCUUAGCUUCCUUCUGGAAGACCUAGGAAAGACAGUGAUCGUCACUGGCGCCCAGAUUCCGUUGUCACAACUCCGUAAUGACGCUGUGGAAAAUCUUCUGGGUGCAUUAGUGAUCGCUGGGCAUUACAUCAUUCCAGAGUGCUGCCUCUUCUUCAACCAUACAUUAUACCGCGGCAACAGGGUCUCUAAAUUUUCCUCCUACGAUUUCAAUGCUUUUGUCAGCCCCAAUUUUCCUCCUCUUGUCAAUGUUGGUAUCGACAUCGUCGUCAAUUGGAACGACGUCAUCAGACAGACAAGUCUUCGCCGAUUCAGGUCGCACAAAUACAUGAGUCCUCAUGUAGCUACCCUGCGGCUAUUCCCAGGCAUCACUGCGGCAACGGUACGAGCAUUCUUGGCCCCACCCACGCAAGGCGUUGUAUUAGAAACAUUCGGCUCCGGCAACGCCCCGCAACGGUCAGAUCUGAUAGAUGCCUUGAAAGAGGCCUGCGACCGAAGAGUCGUGAUAGUCUCCAUCUCCCAGUGCGCCAAAGGCUCCGUAUCCGACGCAUAUGAAAGCGGAAGGAGUCUUUUGAUGUCGGGAGUCCUGCCGGGGGGAGACAUGACGCCCGAGUGCGCACUCACGAAGCUCAGUUAUCUCCUUUCGAAACCGGAACUCUCGACAGUAGAGGUCCGGUCGCUCAUCAGCAUGCCUCUGCGCGGAGAGCUUACUCGACCCGCAAGUGCGCCUCCUCCGAGUCUCAGCAAUGCCACGGGAUUGGAUCAGAAUCUUGAGAAUAUCCAGGGCUUACUGUCACAGGUCGUCCGCCUAUCGACCACGAGACCCCAAGUGCCGAGGAUCUGCAUCGCCAGCGAAGACAGUGACAGUAACGAUAAUAUGGCAGAAGCAGCGGCACCGUGGUCAUGGACCGCGUCAGAAGCGGCGUCGACCGAGAGCGCGCUCUUUCCAUUCCUGAUCCACCUCGCUGCGGCCCGCGACGACGUUGAAGGCAUAAACUUUUGCCUCUACGCAGGGAGUGGCAACAGCACGGAGAUGCCCGUGAGCCCUUCGCCAGAGUAUCAGUUCAAAAGUGCCGUCGCCAUCGGGGGCGGGCUCGUGAACUGCCUCGAGCCUGCGUCCGGCCGCUCCCCGCUUCAUGUGGCGGCGUUGAACGGGAGCGUCAGGAUUGUCAAUGUGCUACUAGAGGCGGGCGCGCUCGUGCACCUACGCGAUGCGCUCGGGCAUACUCCAUUAUAUUACGCUGCCAGGCAGGGCCACGAGGACGUGGUGGAUAUCCUGGUGAAAGCGGGAGCCAUCCUUGGAGGAUCAGAUGUAGAGGGAGGGUUUGCAGCACUCGCGACUAAGAAAGCGUCGCGUGCAAAGGAUGAGCACUUGCUGAAGAUCUGGGAGAAGGCGGGGAUCACGACGGGGCGACAUGAAGGAUAA
Messenger RNA from Sparassis crispa, 1443 nucleotides. RefSeq names its product PREDICTED: 60 kDa lysophospholipase-like. NCBI's taxonomy places the organism in Eukaryota, Fungi, Basidiomycota, Agaricomycetes, Polyporales, Sparassidaceae. Gene Ontology annotation, molecular function: asparaginase activity; protein binding. The record is from RefSeq and is a predicted model, not a curated record. The transcript is spliced from 7 exons. The coding region runs from base 1 to 1443 and encodes 480 amino acids.